AUGCUACAAAAUCGUGGAGAGUUUUCCCUUCAAGAAAUACGUGAGCGAAAUUCCCCACAUUCCUCGCCAAAGUCGGAGGUGGCUAUGCCUCACAUCCAUACGCAAAAACCUAGGUUUCUAUGCGAGAGCGCUAGGACGGGAAUGGCUCCGGUGAGCGAAAUUCCCCACAUUCCUCGCCAAAGUCAGAGGUGGCUAUGCCUCACAUCCAUACGCAAAAAACCUAGGUUUCUAUGCGAGAGCGCUAGGACGGGAAUGGCUCGCUGUCGUUCAUUGGCAUUUGCACUGCAUCACAGCUUGGUUGGCAAAGUAUUACGUGUUCACAAAGUAUCACGAGGCCAAACCCAGUCAUACAUUGAAUCUAAGAGAUUAUUUUCUUUGUCUGAACAACUCAUAUGGGGCGACAUUCCACAACUCAGUGAAUCUACUUCUAAAGAGACUGCUGAGAAAAUUUAUGCAGUACAAGUGAUGGGCCCUCUCUUAGACUCCAAGCUCAUUGAUGGAGGGGUACCCAUAUUUGUAACAAGGGAGUUCCUAGAGUCAGUUGAAAAGAGCAUUCAUACUCAGCGUCCUCAUUGGCGACUUCAUACAACGGAAGUUGACCUCCUCUCUCAUUCGGCACUGCUUAUGUCUGACCAUUCAGUUUUUUCUAAUGGUUCUCUUAAAGAUGAUGUAUGCAUAGCAGUGGAAAUAAAGCCGAAGUGUGGGUUUCUUCCAUCUUCAAAAUUCAUAGCCAAACAAAAUGCUGUAAAGAAGUUUGUAACACGAUUUAGAAUGCAUCAACUCCUGAAAUUUCAUCUUGGAGAGAUAUCACAGCCGAGUGAUUACAAUCCACUGGAUCUGUUCUCGGGAUCUAUAGAGCAGAUAAACAAAGCCUUUGCUGCACUCUUCACAACUCCUUCAAAUAACUUCCGAAUUUUUCUGAAUGGCACUCUCAUAUUUGGAGACAUGGAGGGAGCAGAUAGCAAUAGAAAAAUUGGUGAGAUUGGCUCUAGCAUUGAAGACCAACUUAAGAUACUCAUAAAUGGAGAAUAUGGCCUAAGAUUAGCUAGCUUCAUUGAACUUGUCUCUGAGGCAAUUUUCAGAUCAGGAGUACUGGACCGACUUCUAGCUGUUCAAAAGCUUGAUUUAUUUGACAUAGAAGGAACCAUUCAUGUAUAUUACAAUAUUAUUUCCGAGCCUUGCAUGGUAUGCAAAAAUCUUGGGGACUCUGAAUUGCUGCAGAAGUAUUCUUGUUUGCAUGCUCUAUCUUUAGAAGAAAGCGUGAAAAUUGUAAGGAAUUUUCUAAUAGCUGCCACUGCAAAGGACUGUAGUUUAAUGAUUAGCUUUCGACCUCAUGAAGGAAGCGGCUCCUCGUAUGACUUUAUUCGUCUCGAGUCAUCCAAGCAGACCUUCGAUUACAAGGCCUAUUUCAUUGACCUUGACGUGAAACCUCUUGAUAAAAUGGCCCACUACUAUAAGUUGGAUCAGAAGAUAGUUAGAUUUUACACUGAAAGUGGGAUGCAGACGAAUAACGAUACAUCAUCAUAGAUCUUGCGGAUAGCUGAGUUAUAUUCUAGAUUGAAGAAGCUUGAAUUGAUAUGAAACGUGCAGUUCAGCUCUUUAUUUAUUUAUUUAUAUGUAUAUAAAUAUAUUUUGUAGUUUUUUUGCAUGCUUUUAACAUGGUGUAUGGUGAAAAUUAUGGAAUGUCUAUAGGUUUUAACUUGAAA
This is a messenger RNA of Phalaenopsis equestris, 1706 nucleotides long. RefSeq names its product inositol-pentakisphosphate 2-kinase IPK1-like. Gene Ontology annotation, molecular function: inositol-1,3,4,5,6-pentakisphosphate 2-kinase activity; ATP binding. Bases 1 to 1527 code for a protein of 508 amino acids. Gene Ontology annotation, cellular component: nucleus. The transcript is spliced from 8 exons. Lineage: Eukaryota; Viridiplantae; Streptophyta; Magnoliopsida; Asparagales; Orchidaceae. Gene Ontology annotation, biological process: inositol phosphate biosynthetic process. The record is from RefSeq and is a predicted model, not a curated record.